Cutaneotrichosporon cavernicola is the source of this 933-nucleotide messenger RNA. RefSeq lists its product as uncharacterized. The transcript has 5 exons. The record is from RefSeq and is a predicted model, not a curated record. The coding region runs from base 1 to 933 and encodes 310 amino acids. Lineage: Eukaryota; Fungi; Basidiomycota; Tremellomycetes; Trichosporonales; Trichosporonaceae.
AUGAAGGUUCUUGUCCUUGGUGCCAGCGGGUUCAUUGGCUCGGCGGUCACUCAUGCGUUCGUCCGUGCUGGCCACAUUGUUUGGGGACAGACUCGUUCUCAGGAGACUGCGGACACUCAGUUUAGCCCGUGCGAGAUCAUUCCGGUAGUGUGCGACCCCACCACCGAGGACGGCCGUGUGAUCUGGACAAACAUUGCCAAGCAGAUAGACGUUGUUGUUGAUUGUCUUGCUGCCGGAGGAGCUGACCAGGCCCUUGGCAUCUUCAACGCCUUCCUUGAAGCUGUCAAGGGACGGCCCGAGGGCUCGCCCCGCCCGACGUACGUCUACUGCAGUGGCCACUACGUGAUGGCAAGAGGUUAUGGCGGUUUGGACGAGUGGUCGGACGAGCGUCAGCCGGCUGAGGCCCCGAUCAAUAAAGGGACCAUCUGGCGCACCAAGAUUGAAGGGGCAGUGGUGGGCGAGCAGUCCAUAAACGGUAUUGUGGUCCGGCCCGCUUGCGUGUACGGCAGCAGCGGCUCCUAUUUUGGCGACUACCACUUCAAGCCAGCCCUCGAUGCGCUUGAGGCCGGCAAGACCGAGUUUGAGUCUAUCAUCUCGGACAACGGCAAGAUCCUCACCAUCCACAAGGACGACGCAGCUGACCUGUUCGUCCGCGUUGCCGAGGCAGCGCCGGCUUGCCGCGGUGAAGUCUUCUUAUCCGCUAAUCCAUCUACCGACAACAUCCGUGACAUUCUGGAUGCCAUCGUCCGCAUCACGGGUCUCAAGGGUUGGAAGGCCAAGAAGCCGGCGGACGCAUACGAGACCGCGUGGAUUACGCCUUUGCUCGCCCGCCCUUCGCUCGGCCAGGCCCUCACCGGUUGGCAGCCGAAGCGGAUGGCUGUGUCUGACGGCAUGGAUGUGUACUGGGUACGGAGCAGUGCCGGUGCGUGCUGA